Protopterus annectens (West African lungfish) is the source of this 3090-nucleotide messenger RNA. RefSeq names its product glutamate ionotropic receptor NMDA type subunit 3A (gene GRIN3A). The transcript has 3 exons. The record is from RefSeq and is a predicted model, not a curated record. Gene Ontology annotation, biological process: synaptic transmission, glutamatergic; monoatomic ion transport; modulation of chemical synaptic transmission. NCBI's taxonomy places the organism in Eukaryota, Metazoa, Chordata, Ceratodontiformes, Protopteridae. Gene Ontology annotation, cellular component: postsynaptic membrane; plasma membrane. Gene Ontology annotation, molecular function: NMDA glutamate receptor activity; transmitter-gated monoatomic ion channel activity involved in regulation of postsynaptic membrane potential. Bases 562 to 2979 code for a protein of 805 amino acids.
AGCGACAGGCUGGUAAAGCUCGGCUGUCUGUGCCAUCUGGAGAGGGCAGUAACUUCCCGGCUCUGUGAUUCCGGCAUUUCACAGGAGUUUAGGAACGGAAAGGUGAUAUAAGGCAUUACCACCUUUCAAACAGACACUGCAAGCUCUGUUAAGCGGUUGAACAGAGGACCAGUUAUUCCAUUCCUCGCCCGUUAAUACCAGGCAAUGGGCACGUUUCCAUGUGAGGUGUUAGGGAAAGUCUCACUUGUGCAGGUGUAGGAGAGUACCCACAGGUAACUUUGACUAUUUUAUUAGUUGUGGAGGUACGCUUCGGAUUAUGUUUGCCCUUCAGUCCGCUGGAAGUCACAAGUCAGGAGGCAACGUUCUGGUGCUAAUUAUAUUUCUUUUGGCAUUGAAAGGAAUACGGAGCCUUACCCGUUUUUUUGAAAUGACCGCUUUCCUCUUGGAGCCACAUUGAAUCUACUUGGAUCAGUUACCUAACGCGCCAUCGGAGUCCUACAAGGAGUUUGUGUUCCCACAUCUGAAAUUCGUUUAGUAGGUCCUGCUGUUUUGCUUGGAGGAAUGUGGAAGCUGAGGAUUUGGUGUGUGUUGAGCAGGCUGUGUCUUCUCAUUCCUUGCGCUCUAAUGAUGACCAAAGUCCCUGGCUCUUGUUCCCAUCCUCACCCGUGCAUGAUAUUAAAAAGAAUUGGGCACACGGUUCGAAUCGGGGCAGUGCUCCUGCAGCCCCGCCACAUGAAUGCUGAUGAUGUGGAUAGCUGGAGUGACCACGAGAAAGAAAUGCAUUGGAUGGACAGUGUAGAGGAAGGCAACGAGGAAGAAGUGGACAAUACAUACACAGGUGUUGUGGAUCAAGGAGCAAAGAUUUCUGAGAAACAGCAGGGGAAAAGUGUUUAUAAGGGAACGAAGGCUAAGCACAGAACUGACUUUUAUUUAAAGUUUGGGAAUAUGAUUGAUCCAGAUGGGAGAACAGACCUUUUAUUACCCAGGGAUGCCCUGCUGUUGGCAGCGGAGACGUUAAAUCGUGUGGUUGGUCUUUUGCCUUACAAUUUAACUUUAGAAAUAGUGAUGGCUAUGGAAACCGGACUUGGAGAUUUACCUGUAUCCCCCUUCUCCUCCUUUGAUUCCCUGAGCAGCGACCCUGUAUCAUUUCUACAGAGUGUUUGUCACACAGUAAUUGUCCAGGGAGUCUCUGCCAUACUGGCAUUCCCGAAAAAUAAGGGGGAGAUUUUGGAGCUGGAAUUUAUUUCACACGCCUUACAAAUACCUGUUAUAAGUAUUGUACAAAGGGAAUUUUACAGAGAAAGUAAGAAUCCUCUUCACCUUCAGAUGUCUUUGGCAAACCCUUCCAUACCACAUGUGGACAUUGUUGUCUCUCUUUUGACUAUGAACAACUGGCAUGACAUCAGCUUAUUACUGUGUCAGGAGUGGGAUAUGGCAGACUUCAUGUUUCAUUUGCAGAAUAAUUCUAAAUUUCAUCUGGGACCAGUUAUCAACAUCUCUGCCAACCAGAGCUUUGAUAGCAGCCUCCUCUUUAAUUAUUUUCAGGUACAGCUGGAAGCACUGAGAGAGACCACAACUACGAUUGUUACUUUUGGAUGUGACCUGGACAGCACAAGAAGGAUUUUUGAGAUAGCCUCUCAGGCAGGGAUUGUACUACCAGACUACCACUGGAUCCUUGGUGAUGCCCAGAAUGUGGAAGAACUCCGUGCAGAUGGGUUGCCUUUAGGUCUUAUCGCCCAUGGCCAAACUGCAGAGCCUACCUUUGAACAUUUUGUGCAAGAUGCAAUGGAGCUGGUAGCCAAAGCUGUUGCCAGUGCAACACGUGUCCACCCUGAGUUGGCAUUGAUUCCCAGCACUACAAACUGCAUGUUUAGGGAGGAAAUGAAUCUAACAUCUGGACAGUAUCUUUCAAGGUUCUUGGCUAAUACAACAUUUGAUGGUAUCAGUGGCCAUAUUAGAGUACAAGACACCUCUGUUGUUACAUCUGAAAGUCAUCAUUACAUUUGGAAUCUACAACAUGAUCCUCUGGGAAAUCCUAUGUGGACUCGACUUGGAAGCUGGCAUGAAGGAAAGAUAGUCAUGGAUUAUGGAAUAUGGCCAGAACAGUUACAGAGACAUAGAAGUGGUGGAAGAUGGCCCUCUCAUUUACAUCUAAGGGUAGUAACACUGGUUGAACAUCCAUUUGUUUUUACUCGUGACACAGAUGAGGAUGGGCAAUGCCCAGCAGGACAGCUCUGCUUGGAUCCACUUACUAACAGUACAGCUGAGCUGCAAAACUUGUUUGAAGCCCUCCAUAAUGGGAAUGCCACAGUGCCAAAAGAAAUGAAGAAAUGUUGCUAUGGAUAUUGCAUUGACCUUCUGGAGAAAUUAGGCGAAGACCUUGGCUUUCACUUUGACCUUUAUAUCGUUGGAGAUGGAAAGUAUGGUGCUUGGAAGAAUGGACGCUGGACAGGGCUUGUUGGUGACCUUCUGAGUGGAGCAGCCCAUAUGGCAGUUACGUCUUUCAGUAUCAAUUCAGCACGAAGUCAAGUAAUUGACUUUACGAGUCCAUUUUUUUCCACAAGUCUUGGGAUAUUGGUUAGGACAAGGGAUACUGCUGCGCCCAUUGGAGCUUUUAUGUGGCCUCUACAUUGGACUAUGUGGCUUGGAAUAUUUGUAGCUCUUCAUGUUAUGGCAGCAUUUCUCACCCUUUAUGAAUGGAAGAGCCCUUUUGGGAUGACCCCUAAAGGCCGUAACAGGAAUAAAGUAUUUUCCUUCUCCUCUGCCUUAAAUGUAUGUUAUGCCAUAUUGUUUGGCAGGACAGCUGCCAUUAAAACUCCAAAAUGCUGGACAGGAAGGUUUCUAAUGAAUCUUUGGGCUAUUUUCUGCUUAUUUUGUUUAUCAACAUAUACAGCUAAUCUUGCAGCAGUUAUGGUGGGGGAGAAGAUUUAUGAAGAACUGACAGGAAUCCACGACCCCAAGGUAAUUUUAAAAGCCUAAUUUAUCAUAUGUAUGUGUACACCUGCUGGGUAUAAUUAGGGGUAAAUAUAGAUGUUGUAGUUAUUAACUAAAGGAAAAUGGAAAACAAAAAUACGUUUUUGAAAAAUAUUU